UAUAUACCAUACAUCUGCUCUUAUGGGUUUAUUCAAAGAGGUAAAGAAAGAAGAUGAAUUCAAGUUUAUAGCUUAACCUAUAAAAGAAAAGUACAAAUUUAAAAAGUAACGAAACUUUACGAUUCGAAAAUUCGUUGAUAAAAAAAUGUCUAUGAAUAAGUAUAUGCAUCCAAGGAAUAUUUAUAAGAAUCCUCCAAAUUUCAAGCAAUUGGCCAUUGAUUAUCCAGAAUUCAGGCAACAUGUGAGGCAAGAACUCACUGGUAAAGUUAUACUUGAUUUUAAAGAUACAAAUGCUUUGAGAGCUUUGUCCCGUACUUUACUGAAGAAAGAUUUCGACUUAGAAGUCGAUAUACCAGUUAACAAGCUCAUACCGACAAUUCCUCUCAGAUUGAAUUACUUAUUAUGGUUGGAAGAUCUGUUGAAUAUUCAACAACAGGGUACUGAUGAAAUAUACGGAAUAGAUAUUGGGACAGGUGCAUCGUGCGUUUAUCCCCUCAUCGCUGCAAAAAAAUUCAAAUGGAAAAUGAUAGGCACGGAAAUUGACAAAGAAAGUAUUAUUUAUGCAAAAAGAAAUGUUGACCAAAAUAUGCUCAACGAACUCAUACAAAUUCAUGAAACCACAGGAGAUACUCUGCUCGUAGAUUUGAUUACUUCACAAAAUAGGAAUUUUGAUUUCUGCAUGUGUAAUCCUCCAUUCUUCUCAUCAACAGAAGAACUUCAUCCCUUCUUCAAAUCAAGAAAAACUACAAGGCCUCAUCCUAAAAAUGCUUUCUGUGCCUCCACUAAUGAAGUUGUAGUAAAUGGAGGGGAAGUUGAAUUUAUAUCGAAGCUAAUAAAGGAGAGCGAACAACUAAGAUUCAAAAUUAAGAUUUUCAGCACAAUGGUAGGUCACAAAUCUAGCCUGGUUCCAUUGAAGGCACUUCUACGGGAAAUUGAAGUUGGUAGCUUCAAGCAAACAGAAUUCUGUCAAGGACACACUACAAGAUGGGGCCUAGCUUGGACAUACUGUGAUAUUGAUCUAAGGACAAUUCCACCCACCCUGAGUAAUGUUAAAAUGAAAUCUAAACCACCAUUAAGUUACAUCAUACCCAAAUCAUCAAGUGGUAAUGAAACUUUAGAGCAUGUAGAUGAAAAACUCAGAAGUUUUUUUAAAGAACUUGAAUUUCUUAGUAAUGAAUAUAAAAAAACCAAAGGAUUCAUUAUGUAUGAUAUCAUAGCUUAUUCAAAUACCUGGUCUAAUCAAAGAAGGAAAAGGAGACAAAAAAUGAAAUGUUCCACAACAGAAUCAGAUAUUCUGGCUGAACAGAACUCGAUUGACGAUAAAUUCAAUAGUUCUGAUGAAACUGUUAAAACAAGCAAUUCAGAAGAAACUAAUUCCGAAGUAGAAUGUGCCUUUGAUAAAUUUGCAGGUCUGGAUAUUGCUUCUACAACUCCGAAAAGAGAGCUUGAAGACGAUGAUGAAUAUUACAACACCAAGAAGUUUAAAGGAAGCGACACUGUAAACAAUAAUAAAAUCCUGGUUAAGUUCUUUUUAUGUCUGAAAAAGCUUAAUGACUCAAUUAUACUAGAAUUAUUUACCACAGAUAGUACAAAUAGAGAAUCUAUCCAUCAAAUUUUACAAUACUUCAAAAAUAAUCUUAAGUGAAAUAAUUCAGUAUAAAAGAGUUUCAUGGCAUCUUCGAUAGGAGAUUAAAAUGUUUCAGUUGAUGAGGCAACGAACAGAUAUGGCGGAUUAAUUGCUCUGAAUAGUAAAUUAAUUUGGGAAUAAUUUCUGAACAGAAAAUAAUUUCAGAAUAAACUUUUAUUUUUGAGCGAGAUACAAGAAAUAGGUAUUUUUGCUACAUAUGACAAUAAAUGUAUUGAAAAAUA
Messenger RNA from Coccinella septempunctata (seven-spotted ladybird), 1869 nucleotides. Its product is annotated as U6 small nuclear RNA (adenine-(43)-N(6))-methyltransferase. Gene Ontology annotation, molecular function: 23S rRNA (adenine(1618)-N(6))-methyltransferase activity. The coding region runs from base 146 to 1645 and encodes 499 amino acids. Gene Ontology annotation, cellular component: nucleus. Lineage: Eukaryota; Metazoa; Arthropoda; Insecta; Coleoptera; Coccinellidae. Gene Ontology annotation, biological process: rRNA base methylation. The record is from RefSeq and is a predicted model, not a curated record. The transcript has a single exon.